Sphaerulina musiva SO2202 is the source of this 1869-nucleotide messenger RNA. RefSeq names its product tRNA-guanine transglycosylase. Gene Ontology annotation, molecular function: tRNA-guanosine(34) queuine transglycosylase activity. The record is from RefSeq and is a predicted model, not a curated record. The coding region runs from base 32 to 1564 and encodes 510 amino acids. NCBI's taxonomy places the organism in Eukaryota, Fungi, Ascomycota, Dothideomycetes, Mycosphaerellales, Mycosphaerellaceae. The transcript is spliced from 4 exons.
CAACUCCUCAGAUGAUGGAGCAGUGCUCAUCAUGAACGGCCUCGCCAACGGACAUGCAAAUGGACAUGCCACGAAUGGCAAUGGUAUUGACCAGCGGGAUCAGCCGCCUCACCAAAUGUUCCGCCUCGUCAGCAAAUCGUCGACAGGCACAGCAGUGAGCACCGCAGGAAACACAGCAGCUCGUCUAGGACGGCUUGCAUUGCCGCGUCGCAGGAUUGUGGACACGCCUCAUUACCUCGCCAACACGAGCCGUGGCGUGGUGCCACACAUCUCCCAGGACACCUUCGUUCGUGACACCGACAUCAGCGGCAUCUACGUGGCUCUGGAGGACUUCAUCGAGAAGGCGCCUCACGAUGUGCCACCAAUCUACCAAUACCGCCCUCCCAAUGGCGCCUCGCCAUUGAGGAGCUUCAUCGCCGCGCCCGAAGAUGCCAUGCUCGUCCUGGGUGCAAGACGCGCCUCGCCGGUCCCUGCGCCAGAAGCCACGUCGAACACGAGCAAGACGGUCUCUAUCUGCACCGCCGUGGGCUUCCGCGCCCUCAAAGCUGAGGACUACGCGGAGAAAGCAGAGAGUGUACAGGCGGACAUCGUUGUCGGCCUCGGUGACAUUCCUUACCAGCGCGCUCUCGGCAACAAAAGGAUCGAGAAAGCUACAGACCGGACCAUAGCAUGGCUCGAAGACCACGUCUUCCGGCGGCGGUCGAAGGGCAAGCCUGCUCAAGCCAACUUGUUCGCCUCGUUGCUGCCUGUUUCUUGCGCAAAGCAACAAUCUUACGUGGACGAGCUUGUUGGACAGUAUGCGGAACACAUCUCAGGCUUAGCAAUAUAUGAUAUUGAUACGCUUGGGGAUCUGCCCGAGCAGCUUCAUCACUUACCACGUCUGAGCUUCGCCUCGCCAGCAACACCGCAAGACAUACUUCAACAAGUACACCUGGGACUAGACAUAUUUGUCGUUCCUUUUGUUGGAGCAGCGACAGAUGCUGGCAUUGCGCUCGAUUUUAGUUUCGGCUCGCAAGCACUUCUUGUAUCGAAUGGCACCAAGCCCACUACCAACGGGAAUGGAAACGGGCACUUGCACACUGAACCUCUACCCCUUGGCCACGACAUGUGGUCAACAGAUCAUGCCGUGGAUCUCUCGCCAUUCUCAAAAGGCUGCCAAUGCUAUGCUUGCACCAAUCACCACAGAGCAUAUCUGCAACACCUACUCGCUGCGAAGGAGAUGCUGGGAUGGGUUUUGCUGCAAAUCCAUAAUCACCACGUCAUGGAUUUGUUCUUUGCCAGCAUACGUGAAAGCAUUGCCAGCGAGACUUUCGAUGACGAUGUGAAAAGCUUCACACAGAAGUACGAAAGUCGACUGCCUGCGAAGACCGGCCAGGGACCAAGAAUUCGAGGCUAUCAGUUCAAAUCUCAGGGACCAGGAGAACCCAAGAAGAACCCCAAAAGUCAUGCGCCGUUCAAAAUACUCAACGAGGCCCAGGAAAAGCUUGCAGAAGCUACAGUUCCAGAUCCGGAUACCAAUGCGGAUGACUUGCAGACCCAAGGCUUUGCUGCGAAGGAUGGCUAGCAGCUUCCUCGACUGCGCUGCUCUUGGCGUCCAAAGAAAAAGAAGAUCCCCGUCUAACGACGAGAAUCGCUGGCCACCGAAGCUGACUGCAAGUGAUCAAAACUUGGACAGCCAGCAUGAGCAUGAUGCGACCUUUGUCAGCGAAUUGAAACUGCUGCACGUCUGUGGAUCCUGUGUCCGCAUAGUAGGUGUCGGCAGAUGGAGCCUACCAUCAAAAUUGCGCACAUUCAUAUAUACUGACAGAGCAGUAUGCGUAUACAGCGCCAGAUAUGUUAUAUACCACGAUUGUAAAUGAGCCGUGCCAA